ACCGAGCCAGCAGCUUACAACUUUACAACCUGAAAACAAAUCUUCAGAGUUCAUUUCACCAUUUCCCGGCCACAUUAAUUGAAGCUGACAGACUCCAGAUCCAGGAUGACUGACCAUUCAUCCAGCAAAGGGCAGAGGAGAAAGAGAGCAGCACAUGUUCCAGCUCCACAGCCUGCACCCAAGUCACCCAAGGUUGCCUUCCUCAGCCCCUCUCUUCUCCUGCUGGAAAUCCCUGCUGACUCCAACACCAGCCUCCCAGUGUGGGACGCCCUCAGGUCCCAGCAGGUUGAUGUUGCUUGGGCUGUUAACCCAUACAGCAUCAAUCUCCUUUUAACCCCAGUGCCCUCAAAGCAAGGUACGACUACAAGUCCAGGCAAGGAUGACAGCACUACUAACAUGGCGCAGAUGUCAGCCGCUCCUUCGAGCGUCAUGCAGCCUCAAAUGAUUAUCCAGUCCCUAGCUCAGCAAGAUGCCACCACCCAAAACACCUCCAAUAUCCUGCUCAGCUUCUCCCAAAAUGUCCCCAGCCUUCUGCCCAGACCUGGCCCCUGUGGUCAGACACAGAACGUGAUGUCAAGCGCGGUGUCGACCACCUCCCUGGUUGUCCCCCUGCCUCUCAUCAUCACGCAGUCGCCACCGGCUCUGCAGCCCAGCACCCCUGCAAAAAACGGGGCUCCUUGUUUCACCCGCACCCCAACAACCAGUCCCACCAAGCCUCCCGUCCAGCUAAAGCCACGGGUCUCCAGGCCCUUUCACACCAAGAGCUCCGAUGACAUCAGCAUCUGCGACCGUUUCCUCUUGAGUGUGUGUCAUAAAGGGGCUAAGUGUAAGAUGCACCACACUCCCUACCCCUUCCACUGGCAGCUGUGGUGUGUGAGCACGCACAAGUGGGUUGAUUUCCCUGCUCGCUCUCAGCUCUUGCUGGAGAGGGUCUACUGUGAUGUCAACUCAGAGACGGUUUCCAUCAAGGAUGGAAAUGACCUGUUCAAACUGGAUUUUGAAUCGAUGGAGUUGGACAGCCCAUGUAAAUAUGACGGGGUCAGACGACUGUCCAACACUGACGAUCCAGCCAAGAAUCCUCACUUCCCCAGCAAGUGGAAAAUCUACUGGUGGGAUAAUCUCAACUGGCUAGAGUACAAGGAGGAUGUGGCCAAGAAUCUGCUGGAGAAGAUGAAUGAGAAGGAGGCAGAGUGUUUCUUCAACAUCGGCUCCAAGCAGUACAGGGUGGAUUUCAUCAGCAUGACCCAAACCAAUAUCACCACAGGAUUCCAGAGGGAAAUACGCCGCAGACCCGCCUACCUCCCCCGUGCUGCCAUGGAGCCAUACCUGAAAACAGGCGUCCUCACUGGUUCCACACAGGCGCUCGCUGAGUCUCCUGCUGCCAACUUCAGCGUGGACCCUCUGCAGGAGUUCAGCUGCUGGUACCCCCCUGUGUGGAGUCUGGGGUCACAGCUGGACUGCAGCCUGGUGGACGUCCCCGAAGGCACGCAGGCCUACUACAAGAUCCUGAACCUGUUCCACGAGAGCCUGCCUGAGACCAAAGUGGAGAUUAUCAGCAUCGAGCAAAUCCAGAACCUCCUGCACUGGGACAAGUUCCAAAGACACAAGAGCUACAUGCUGAAUCAGCACCCGAAGACGAAGGAGCCUCUGGAGCAGCAUCUGUUCCACGGCACCACCAAGGAGGCUGCAGAGGACAUCUGCCACAACAACUUUGACCCUCGCAUGGCCGGGCUUAACGGAGCGUCCUAUGGUUAUGGGUCCUACUUCGCCUGCACUGCCGCUUUCUCCAACUCCUACUCGGCCAAGGUGGGGCCAAAUGAUGUUCGACACAUGUUCCUAGCCAAGGUCCUGGUGGGGAAAGUCAGUGUGGGGAGGAAUGGCUACCGCCGUCCCCCGCCUCUCAGCUCCAAGACGAAGCAGUACUGUCUCUACGACACCUGUGUGGAUAACCUGGAGAAACCCACCAUGUUUGUAGUUUUUGAUAGCUGUCAGUGCUACCCAUACUACCUCAUUAAGUACAAAGACCUGCCCAGAGUAGUUGAUAUGGCACAGUGAAAAACAUGUGGUUGAUAGUAGUUGUAAUCGUUCAGCUAGAUCUUGAGGGUAGACAAAUGUUCAUGUUGUUUUUGUCCUCAGCUGAAUUAUUAGAUUAUGUGCAAUGAAGUUUCACCUCAGCAGUGAAGGCAUGUGAGCAGACAAAUUGGUAUGUUAUAAUGUACAAUGUUGCCAUGUAUACUGUUACAAAUGCAAGCACUAUUUUUCAAAACAAUGUUUAUUUUGUUUACGGAACAGACAUUUUACACUGGUGGAAACAAUUAGAUUUUGUUUUACUCUCAAAGAUGUUCUCGAUCAAUUUAG
Molecule: messenger RNA, 2358 nt
Organism: Myripristis murdjan (pinecone soldierfish)
Lineage: Eukaryota; Metazoa; Chordata; Actinopteri; Holocentriformes; Holocentridae
Product: protein mono-ADP-ribosyltransferase TIPARP-like
Exons: 6
Coding region: 106-2055 (649 amino acids)
Cellular component (GO): nucleus
Molecular function (GO): NAD+ poly-ADP-ribosyltransferase activity; metal ion binding
Source: RefSeq, a predicted model, not a curated record